GGUGAGCAUAGGAGACACCCCGGGCACCAUGGGUGCGAAUGUAGAAUGCUUCAGCCACCGUGGGAGACAGCAUGGCAGUUCCUAAAAUAAUUUAACAUAGAGUUACCAUACGAUCGAGCAAUCCCGCUUCUGGAUCUAUGCCCGAAAUAAUUGAAAGCGGGGUCUCGAAGGGAUAUUUGCACACCCAGGUUCAAAGCGGUGUUGUUCACAAUAUCUGAGAGGCGAGAGCCGCCCACGUAUCCGUCAGCGCAUGAAUGAAUAAGCAAAAUGUGGAUUAUUCUGUGUACGUCCAUGUGGUUGGUGGGGAGUUGUCCCCAAACCUCACUGAUGACCCCUCACCCCUCCACACACACUCUUGACAGAAGAGCUUGGACUACCACGCCCUUGAGCCCCCUGGGGGUUCCUUCCGGAUGACUCAGGGAGGGUCCUUGCAGAACUGAUGGGAACUGUGCUUUCUGGGAUUUGUGGAUGAGCUUGGGGUGGAUGAAGGGGCAGGGGACCGUCUGAUGCCUUCUCCUAACAGGCCUAUCUUCCCCUUUGCAGGCUCCAUCCCAGUCAGAAGCCUAAGGGUGGAGGCUCAGACUCCAGCUCCAUCACCCCGAGAAGGGAGGUCUCUGAGGGUCCAGGCCCUCAGAUAUACUUCUAUGGGAUCCAGCUGUCUAAGGAGAGCAUCCCAGGUGGUCCUCACAGCACCUCAGAGACCCUGGCUUGUUGUGGAUGCACGUGAACCCCAACUUUGUAGGAAUUCUUCGUGUGAACAGGACAGAGUGAGCAGCUCCAGGGAGACCCUCUGCACGUCUACAGGGGACAAAUGACCCUCCCUAGGGAUGACGCUACCAAAGAGUAAAAGUAAGGUCGUUGCAUUUGUUGCCUGGGGCUGGCAUAAGAAAGUGCCACCAGGGGAGAGCUUAAAGCAACAGUUCUGGAAGCUGGAAUUCUGAAAUCGAGGUGUUGGUCACACUCUGUUUGGAGCCUCAAGAAUCUUUUCUUGCCUCUUCCAGCUGGUGACCUUCGGCUUGCCUUGGUCUGAAGACACAUCACGUCGAUCUCCGCCUCCAGCCUCCCAGGGUAUAUUCUUGCUGUUUGUGUCCAAAUUUCUCUCUCCUUCUAAGGACACCAGUCAUUGCAUUCAGGGCUCGUCGUAAUCCGUGCAAACUCAUCUUACCUUGGUUACAUCUGCAAAAACCCUGCUUCCAAAUAAGGUCCCAUUCACAGGCACCAGGGGUUAGGAUGUGGACAUAUCUUUUUGAGGGACACAACACAAUUCGACCCACAACAGUCACCGAGUUGAGGAUUAGCAAAGACCACUUCCAGCUUUGAGGCAACAGUAGGAGGUAGUUAGUGAAGACAGUGCUCUAGCAGAGUACUGUGGGAGCCGACACUCCCAUGACCUUGUUGAGACACGUAGGCAGCGUGUCCACGGGUGAGAUGUGGUCAUCCGGCUCUAACGAGGAGAACAGGAAAUGAUGUCCGUGGGGCCUCCUGACUCACAGAUCAGGGGCGGAGGGCCCCAGACUGACAUCCCAUCCUAGGCUUCUAGCUUCUGGGCCCUCGUUCUAGAGAACAACGUCCUCAGCACCCAGGUCUGUCCCGGUGUGGUGCAGGUACUCAGGGAUUUGGAAAUGCGGACCGUGUUCCAUCUCUUAGUGCCCAAUCUGGUGACAGACCGGGGGAUACAGGACCACACCAUGAGCUCUGUCAUCCUGAUGUGGACAGCUCCUCUGGGCCCUGACCAUCCACCCUACACCUACGGGGUCCAGUGCUGUGAGCCAGGUUUCGCCAGUGAGAUCCUGAACAUCUCAGGGACAUGGGUCAUGGUGGGGGGACUGGAAAGGAGGGCCUGGUACACCUUCACCGUCCAGGAGAGAAGGCGUGGAGUCUGUAGUGAUACCCAAGUCUUUGACCUGCCCACAGGUGAGACACACAACCGUUCGGGAUUUGGCACUUCUGGGCUGGUAGGAAGGGGCUGCUCUGGGCCUCUUUUCGAGGAUCUGGACAGUUCAUUUGAGCUCAAGGGAUGGAGCCCUGUUGCUAGGGAGUGUCCCUCCUUAGCAACAGGGCUGGGCAAUCACCACACAUUCCCAAUCUACCUCUGAGAGAGCUUUAGAAGACAAGACAUACCCUAAAGUAUCCACGUCCAAGUUUCUGGUCUCCAGACUCAGCCAGCUUCGGACUUUGGCCUCACCCCAAAGACUCCAUUCACCCUCCACCUACUGGGUCCCCUGGGCUAGGAGGAUGUGACAGGUGGGAGACCCAACAUCACGGACGCUCCACUGGAGGAAGGGGGCCUGGGAGGCUGAGACACGUACCCCUUCACCGAGUAAGGAUACCUACAGGUGCUCUGGGGCAGAGAGCAGGUGAGGGAGAUGUUUCCAGGAACCGCACUCCCGCUUGCCUGCCCCCAACACGGUCACGAAUUUGCACAAGGGAACUGCGGUGAAAGGUCCCCACAGUCCCCCACUCUCCGCUCUACAUGUACUGGGUCCAGUGAAACCCUGGAGGACAUCUCCAGGGACAGCAAGAUCCCCAGGGACAUCACGUCAGCCACACAGGCAGGACCAGUGACAGUUGGUAUGAGGUGCAGACCCUGGAACCCGGGACUCUGUACACCUUCAGCGUGUGGGCAGACAGGAACAACGUGACCGGUUAUGGGCAGAGCCUCCUUGCAUCCACAGAUGGAGCUGGAGCUGUCUCUUUCCCAGGCCUGACUCCGGCCUGACCAUUCAGGACCUGCUCUGUGCAUUCAUGGCGGCGGCGGCGGGGAAGCGGCCCCUGACCCAGGCGAUUUGGGUGGGGCAGUGUGAGGGGACGCGGGAGGGGAGACCCCGGGCCCCCGAGAGGCGGGGCCUGAGCGCAGGAGUGCGCAGAGUCCAGCAGGUGGAAGGUCAGGGCUGGGACACCUGGGUCCCUCGGCAGUGUCUGGAGACAUGAUGGGGACCGGAGGGAGCCUCAGGGCCUGGGGGAGCCUGGUGCUGCUGGGCCUGUGCAGCUGGACAGGGGCCAGGGCGGCUGCCCCCAGCCCGGGCAGGAACCUGACUGCGGAGGCCCGGACCCCCAGCUCCAUCACCCUGCAGUGGCGGACGCCCCGUGGCCUGGACCGGAGGCACCACAUCCCCUGGGGCCUGUGGACCGGACGGGAUGGCGGAACUGAGGCCCCACGCAUGACCGACACCAGUUUCACGGUGGACGGACUUGGGCCCAGGUCUCCGCAUGAGUCUUCUGUGUGGGUGCAGCAGGAUGAGACCAACAGCUCCAAGCUGACUCUGCAAACCAGCACAGACCCCUAUCCCGUCAGGAACUUGAAGGUAGAGGCUCAGACGACCAGCUCCGUCACCCUGAUCUGGGAGGAGCCAGGUGACCCUGACUUUCAGAACUAUGUCUACUGCAUCCAGUGGACUGGGAGUGAGACGCAGAACACAACCAACACCAGCUUCGUGGCGGGCGGACUGCAAGCCGGGUCCUUGUAUGGGUUUGCCGUGUGGGCAGAGAAAAAUGGAGUCCCCAGCCCCACGAGAAUUUGCAACGCCACCACAGUCCCCAACGCAGUGACGAGCCUCAGUGUGCAGAAGCAGACCAACAGCUCCAUCACCUUGAGCUGGACAGCUCCCCCGGACCCAGAUCAUCCUCUCUACACCUACGGGGUCUCAUGGGUCAAGGAGAGCACCAGCGCCAUUAGCAUCCGGAACACCACAGAUACCGGGAUCAUACUAACAGAACUGGAAGCUGGGAGCUUGUACAUCAUCACCGUCUGGGCAGAGAGGAAUGAGGUCAGCAGUGACAACCUGACACUCACUGGAGCCACUGCUCCCAACACAGUCAUGGAUCUACACAAGGAAAACCAGACGAGCAACUCAAUCAUGCUGCGGUGGAAGGUCCCCACAGACCCUCACUCUCAGCUCUACACGUACUGGGUCCAGUGGACCCCUAAGGGACAUCCCCAGGGACAGCAAGACCCCCAGGGACAUCAGACCAACCACACAGGCAGGACCAAUGACAGUUGGUAUGAGGUGCAGACCCUGGAACCCGGGACUCUGUACACCUUCAGCGUGUGGGCAGACAGGAACAACGUGACCGGUUAUGGGCAGAGCCUCCUUGCAUCCACAGCCCCGAGCCCAGUCACCAUCACCUCCUGCAUCAGCACCUCUGGGGGGCACGGGGUCAUCUUGACCUGGUCCUGCCCCGUGGGAGGCUACGAGGCCUUUGAGUUGCAGGUGGGUGGACAGCGGGACUGCCAGAAUGGAUCGUCCUGUGGGAGGGGCGUGUCUGUGUGGGAUCUCCAGCCAGCUCAGUCUUACCCAGCCACCGUCACCACCAUCUGGGAUGGAAUGAGGGCCCCGUCUGCCCCUGUGACCUGCCACACGGAGAAUGCAGGGGUCAUCGCCGGAGCCAUCGUCGGUGUGGUCCUGUUUCUCAUCCUGGUGGGCCUGCUGAUUUUCUUCCUGAAGAAGAGGCACAAGAAGAGCCAGAGGAAACCGGCACCCAAGGUUCUGGGCUCCAGCCUCCUGGAGAACAUCCCGGCACAAGACUUUGCUGCCCACGUGAGGAAGAACGAGAAGGAUGCCAAUGGCGGCUUCACAAUGGAGUACCAGCGAUUGGCUCUGGAGGGCACCAAGCAGUCUCAAAUGGUGGCCUCAGCUCUCGAAAACAGUGCCAAGAACCGUUACCGAAAUGUGCUGCCCUACGACUGGUCCCGGGUGUCCCUGAAGCCCCACCAGGAGGAGCCAGGCUCCGACUACAUCAACGCCAGCUUCAUACCUGGUCUCUGGGGCCCCCGCGAGUUCAUUGCAGCCCAGGGCCCCCUGCCCCAGACGGUGGCUGACUUCUGGCGCCUGGUGUGGGAGCAGCAGAGCCGCACCCUGGUCAUGCUGACCAACUGUGUGGAGUCCGGCCGGGUGAAGUGUGAGUACUACUGGCCUCUAGACGCCCAGCCAUGCACAUAUGGGCACCUACAAGUGGCCCUGGAGGGUGAGAAGGUGCUGGAGAACUGGACAGUACGAGACCUGAGGGUCCGGCACAUCCAAGAGCAGAAGACACUACGUGUACGUCAGUUCCACUACAUGACCUGGCCAGACCACGGCGUCCCCCACUCCCCAGACCCCUUGCUGGCCUUCCGGAAGAUGGUCCGGCAGUGGCUGGACCAGACCGUGGAGGGAGGCCUCCCCAUUGUGCACUGCAGUGCUGGCGUGGGCCGCACAGGCACCUUCAUUGCCCUGGACGUCCUGCUGCGGCAGCUGGAGCGUGAGCGUUUUGUGGGAGCCUUCAGCUACGUGCGGAAGAUGAGGGAGAGCAGGCCUCUCAUGCUACAGACUGAGGCCCAGUACGUGUUCCUGCACCAGUGCAUCCUGCGGGGUCUCCAGCAGUCACUCCUAGCCCCAGCAGAGAAAGGGGCUUCGUAUGAGAACCCGCUGUAUGAGAAUGUCUAAGCCACAAGAGAGUUGAGACCCCAGUGGAGACUCAGACUCUGGAUCUCCACUUGAGCCCAGAUUCCUGGAGCCCUGGGAGAGCAGAGGGCUGGGGUCCCAGACACCUGAGUCUUGCAGGAGGAGGGGAGGCCUGGGUGUCUAAACUGUUUCCCUGGAGGACAGAGGGAGGUGGGAGUGGGUAUCCUGGAUUCCUGGUCCCUUGGAGGAGGAGGGAUGGGAGCUAGGCUUUCCUAGUUCUUCGAGGGAGGAGGAGGCUGGAGGCCUAGGCUGCUGGAUUCUGGGGAAGGAAGAAGUUCGCGUCUGGAACUCUAGCUACCCCUGGUGCAAAGGCAGACAGGAUCCAUCCCAUUUUUUAUUCCAGAAACCAAAUCUGUCUUCUAGGAUCUGAGAUUUCCCUGCACCCCACUGCGUGUACAUAUCUUUUUCUUCUAUCCCAUAAUUUAUUAAAUCAUUAUUCUCCCCCAGA
Messenger RNA from Leopardus geoffroyi (Geoffroy's cat), 5889 nucleotides. RefSeq names its product protein tyrosine phosphatase receptor type H (gene PTPRH). NCBI's taxonomy places the organism in Eukaryota, Metazoa, Chordata, Mammalia, Carnivora, Felidae. The record is from RefSeq and is a predicted model, not a curated record. Bases 2928 to 5423 code for a protein of 831 amino acids. Gene Ontology annotation, molecular function: protein tyrosine phosphatase activity; protein binding. Gene Ontology annotation, biological process: protein dephosphorylation. The transcript has 19 exons.